Molecule: messenger RNA, 750 nt
Organism: Striga hermonthica
Lineage: Eukaryota; Viridiplantae; Streptophyta; Magnoliopsida; Lamiales; Orobanchaceae
Source: the annotation of a GenBank genome assembly
AUGUUGAUUUCUUGGGCGCUCAGAAUUGCGGAGACUCCAAAGACUGAUCUCGAUUUCUGGAAAUCCCUUUUCCCGGUUGCUGUUGCGCAUACAAUUGGGCAUGUUGCGGCUACUGUGAGUAUGUCUAAGGUGGCAGUUUCAUUUACACACAUAAUCAAGAGUGGUGAGCCUGCUUUUAGUGUCUUGGUUUCAAGAUUCAUACUGGGAGAGACUUUUCCUCCAUCAGUGUACUUGUCCCUUCUUCCGAUUAUCGGCGGGUGUGGUCUCGCAGCUCUCACCGAACUGAACUUCAACAUGAUUGGUUUUAUGGGUGCCAUGAUCUCGAAUUUGGCGUUUGUUUUUCGGAAUAUAUUUUCCAAGAGGGGCAUGAAGGGGAAUUCGGUCAGCGGAAUGAACUAUUAUGCCUGCUUAUCCAUCAUGUCUCUCUUAAUUCUCACUCCAUUUGCAAUUGCUGUGGAGGGACCACAGCUAUGGGCAGCAGGUUUUAAAGAUGCCUUGUCUCAAAUCGGACCCCAGAUUGUUUGGUGGAUGGCGGCCCAGAGUGUAUUUUACCACCUCUACAAUCAGGUGUCUUACAUGUCACUGGACGAGAUUUCUCCUUUGACAUUUAGCAUAGGAAACACUAUGAAGCGUAUUUCGGUCAUUGUCUCGUCUAUCAUUAUCUUCCAGACACCUGUUCAACCUGUCAAUGCUCUCGGAGCAGCUAUUGCCAUUCUUGGAACUUUCUUAUAUUCUCAGGCCAAGCAAUGA